Messenger RNA from Leishmania mexicana MHOM/GT/2001/U1103, 546 nucleotides. RefSeq lists its product as hypothetical. The record is from RefSeq and is a predicted model, not a curated record. NCBI's taxonomy places the organism in Eukaryota, Euglenozoa, Kinetoplastea, Trypanosomatida, Trypanosomatidae. The transcript has a single exon. Gene Ontology annotation, cellular component: Golgi apparatus. The coding region runs from base 1 to 546 and encodes 181 amino acids.
AUGUCUGACAUUCCCAUCGCCGCCAAGGUGCAGCAGCUGUACCACGUGAGUCGCCAGCACGUGAUGCGCAACUUUAUGGCCCUCCGCCCGUGGUCAGAGUUCUUCGACACAACGUUCUUCCACUCGCCCUCUGGGGUGACGGACACCGUGAACCGUCUGAACCGCAAUCUCCCUUACUUUUACGCCAACUACUUGGUGGUGUCGCUGCUGUGCUCCUCCUACAUCCUUCUCAUCAACCUGCCAUUUGCAGUGUAUACCGUGAUGAUGGUGACAUGGUACCUGUUCAUCCGAAGUCGCUCUGCUAUGGUGGCCGCCCUCGCCGCUCAAGGCGCCUCGGAAGAAGAGCAGAUGGUGUACAUCGCGAACCGCGCCUUUACUAUAUCGCAGCUGUACCUGAUGCUCAUUUUAUUCGGUGUUGUCGGCUUCUACGUCACCAGCGGCAGCUCUGUCAUCUUCUGGCUGUUGCUGACAUCGUUUGGCGUGUCGGUCGGCCACGCGUCGAUGCGCCGUCCUCCCAUUCAAGACUCCGCCUUCGACUUUGUGUAG